UGCAAAUCAAACAGGAAGCGGGAUGGUGUCCGUUGAAGUGACGGUAGUUGCUAGCGGUUGCGGCUAUAAAGCGUCUUCUUCUCCACUUACUACUUGAUCAGAUCUUCACUUUUACAGGCAAGAAUCUUGUCGUCAUGGGUUCUACGGCGCCCAUUAAGAUUGGAAUAAUUGGUGGUUCAGGCCUUGAUGAUCCAGAUAUCUUGGAGGGAAGGACUGAGCGUUAUGUUGACACACCGUAUGGAAAGCCAUCAGAUGCUCUGAUACUGGGAAAGAUAAAAAACGUGGAAUGUGUGCUCCUUGCAAGACAUGGGAGGCAACACACUAUAAUGCCAUCCAAUGUGAACUACCAGGCCAACAUCUGGGCACUGAAAGAAGAGGGCUGUACACAUUUGUUGGUUACCACAGCUUGUGGCUCACUCCGAGAGGAGAUUCAGCCAGGAGACAUUGUCAUCAUAGAUCAGUUCAUUGACAGGACUACCAAAAGAGCUCAGACUCUGUAUGACGGCCAGCCCACUAGUCCUCCAGGUGUCUGUCACAUCCCCAUGGCUGAGCCUUUCUGCAACAGAACCAGAGAGGUGUUGGUGGAGGUGGCGCGGAGCCUGGGGGUCAAGUGCCAUGUACGAGGGACUAUGCUGACUAUUGAGGGGCCCCGCUUUUCCUCGCGGGCCGAGAGCCUGAUGUUCCGCCAGUGGGGCGCUGACGUCAUCAAUAUGACCACUGUGCCAGAGGUGGUCCUCGCCAAGGAGGCCGGCUUGUGCUAUGCCAGCAUCGCCAUGGCAACAGACUACGACUGUUGGAAGGAACACGAGGAGGCGGUCUGUGUUGACAACGUAAUGAAGACGAUGAAGGAGAACGCCAACAAAGCCAGCAGUAUUCUCCUAACUGCAAUACCACAGAUUAGUCAGAUGGACUGGGCUCAGACAAUGAAGACCUUGAAAUCAAUGGCACAAUCUUCAGUAAUGUUACCAAAACACUAAGAAAACAGUGAAGUAGAAAAGGAUCCGGACCCCAGAAAGGACAUGGACAACAGACUCUGCCUGUGGAUUUGUUAUUAGUGAAACAAGAAAGUGCCUCACAUAAAUAAUGCAUGUGCUCUGUCUUCAGCUGAAGUUCAGUGUUUUUUCUUUGACUCAAAAUAAACAUAACACCCCCUCCCCCUGAUUCACAGCUCACUCUUUUUCUCUGGAACUCUUAUCAGUAUCAUAACUUUUCUUUCACAUGUUUCGGUACAAUCAUGUGAAAAAAUUUUAAGUCUUCUUAAGAUUCUACUCAUUUUUGUGUGUGUGUGUGUGUGUGUGUGAGAGGAGUAGAAUCUUAAGAAGACUUAAAAUUUUUUCACAUGAUUGUACCGAAACAUGAAACUAUUUUUUUUUUGUUUUUUUGUCUCUGUAAGCAUUCGGAAUUUGUUUGUUGCCUGUAAACCAUUAGUGUCUUUAUUGCAGGUAAUGCAGGAGAUAAUAAAAAUGCUUUGCAAGUUUAGCACAUUGAGAUUUUGUUACUGCCUUAGUUAUGAUGAACUAUGAUAAUGUUUUUAAAGUUGAAUCUGAUGUCUUAAACAUUUGUUGGAAUUACUCAAGUAAAAUAUUUUACAUGUCUGUACACAUUUCAGCAACAUUUAGGAUAAUAUAUGAUUCAUGGAAUACUUUCAUUUAAUUUGCUCUUCAUGAUGGUUUUUGUGUUUCCCGAAUCAAAACAACCAACAGCAUUUCAUUUAUAUAUUGGAUACUGCACUGUACAUGCAAACUGUUUUCCAGCUAUCAUUAAAUUAGCUAAUUGGAGAACUUUUGA
Messenger RNA from Micropterus dolomieu (smallmouth bass), 1788 nucleotides. RefSeq names its product methylthioadenosine phosphorylase (gene mtap). Gene Ontology annotation, cellular component: cytosol. Gene Ontology annotation, molecular function: S-methyl-5-thioadenosine phosphorylase activity. The record is from RefSeq and is a predicted model, not a curated record. Gene Ontology annotation, biological process: nucleoside metabolic process. The transcript is spliced from 8 exons. Bases 135 to 977 code for a protein of 280 amino acids. NCBI's taxonomy places the organism in Eukaryota, Metazoa, Chordata, Actinopteri, Centrarchiformes, Centrarchidae.